UUAUCCUCAUAAUUUUGAAGCUAUUGUAUAUACGGUUCAAUUGUGGGUGACCUAAUACAUGCUUGUUCAAUAACUUCAGUAAUAGUUUUAUUUUAUUUUUGAGUUUAGUAAGAAUUUGGUUUUAGAUAAUGAAGUAUGGACUUCUAAUAAAACCUUAGCUAUUAGAAUCCUAGACGUACAAUUACAUAUUUCUUGUCAAAAUUGCUCUUCCUUCACACACAAAAACACACUUUUUCUCACUUUUCCCAUACGAUAUAAAGAACAGCCAAAUCUCUAACUCACAAUCCACACAAGGCGAUUGCUUCAAGACCCAUUUCUCUCUUCAAUCACACAGUAGAACACAGCAAUGUCAGGCGGCGGAGCAAAGGUGUUGUUGGUGGCGGUGGUUAUUGCCAUGGUGGCGAGCGUAUUCCUUAAAACGGAGAGUGCAGUGACUUGUCAGUUGGUAGUGAGUAGCCUAACUCCAUGCACGAGCUUCCUGAUUAAAGGAGGUCAUGUGCCUAAAGCAUGCUGUAACGGGGUAAAGUCGCUGUAUAAGGACGCAGAUACAGUUACUGAUCGCCAGACAGCCUGUCGAUGCAUGGAACAAGCAGCAUUAAUGCUCCCAGGGAUUAACAUCGAUCAUGCUACUGACUUACCUGGGAAAUGCGACGUUUAUAUCCCUUACGAAAUCAGCCCUCUGUUCAACUGCUCCACUGUACAAUAGAAGUAUGGCUAUAGGUGAAGGAGGACGUAUAACACUAUAGCGUGAUGAAUAAUAACUAACGGCGAAGUUCCAUUAGUCUAAGCUAGCUAGAAUCCACUAGCUAUGUUGUUACUACUUACUAGUAGUGUUUUCUCCUUUAAAACUUGCUUUCUCUAUGAAAAAGUAUAUAUAAAUAUAUAUUCCAUUGUGUUAUAUCGAUUUCCGUUAUUGUGUAUUCUCGAGUUGCAGAAAUCCGUCUUUAUUUCUUUCUUAUCAUAUCCAAAGUAGAUGGAAUCGAUAGCCUAAUCUUCCCUUUAAACAUAA
Messenger RNA from Lactuca saligna, 1009 nucleotides. The record is from the annotation of a GenBank genome assembly. Lineage: Eukaryota; Viridiplantae; Streptophyta; Magnoliopsida; Asterales; Asteraceae.